AUGAACAGAGAUACCAAUAGCGCCCAGGACUGCGCUCCAAAGGUCCAGCAGGGGCCUUCUCCCUCCGCGCCUCCAAGGCCUUCCCCUCCACAAGCGCCGCUCCCUAAACCAGAAACUACUCCUCCAAAAUCCCAAGACUCUAAUGGUGGACCGGACCGUCGUCGUACAACCGACCAAGGAUCUCGUGGACGGGCUUAA
Orbilia oligospora ATCC 24927 is the source of this 198-nucleotide messenger RNA. RefSeq lists its product as uncharacterized. Lineage: Eukaryota; Fungi; Ascomycota; Orbiliomycetes; Orbiliales; Orbiliaceae. Bases 1 to 198 code for a protein of 65 amino acids. The transcript has a single exon. The record is from RefSeq and is a predicted model, not a curated record.